AUGUACGCUUUAAAUGAAAUUGCUGCUGAGUAUGAGUGUGUAGCUUAUGCAGGCAAAAACCCUUCACGUUAUGGAUGUGUCAUAGGGACUACCCACGGUCUUCCAUGUGAUUCUAUUGAAAACAUUACUGAUGUCAAAGUGGAUGGUAAAUGUGGUUAUCGUGCAAUAGUUGCCUUAUUGGGUAUGGAUGAAGAUUCAUGGUCAUUGGUGCGCAACCAUCUGCAUAAAGAACUCACAAGAUGGUCGGAAGAGUAUAUAAACCUGCUUGGUGACAUAGAGAGAUUUGAGGAAUUAAAGCAUUCUCUACUUGUUGAUGGAUUAUCUAUGGUUACCAUAGACAAGUGGAUGAAUAUUACAGAUAUGGGAUAUGCCAUUGCUUCACGAUACAACGUGAUUGUUGUUUCUCUUUCACGACUACAAAGCAUGACAUUUUUUCUUCUUAGAAGUCAACCACCACCAAAUUCUUUUGUGCAUCGCGUAAUAUGCAUUGGUCAUGUGUAUGAGAAUCAUUUUGUUUAG
This is a messenger RNA of Glycine soja, 519 nucleotides long. RefSeq lists its product as uncharacterized. The transcript is spliced from 3 exons. The coding region runs from base 1 to 519 and encodes 172 amino acids. Lineage: Eukaryota; Viridiplantae; Streptophyta; Magnoliopsida; Fabales; Fabaceae. The record is from RefSeq and is a predicted model, not a curated record.